AUGGGAGCAAUGUCACCAGCUACGAUUACGCUUAUUCCGGCACGACUCACGUUCCUCGCGCAUCCCGGAAUAAAGGUUUCUAGCAUCUUCCAUUUCCGUUCUCCUCUUCCGCGUUCUAUCUCCGCGAUGGCCACUCCGCAAGAAUCCUCUUCUACCAAAACGGAGAGGGUGGUGAUAAAGGGAAGGGUGCAGGGAGUGUUUUACCGGAACUGGACGAUUGAAAAUGCGACGCAGUUAGGGUUGAAGGGGUGGGUGCGCAACCGGAAGGACGGGUCUGUGGAGGCUCUGUUCUCCGGGAGUGUUGAUGCGGUGCAGGAAAUGGAGCAGAGGUGUCGACGUGGCCCCCCCGAUGCGCUUGUCACGGGGUUUCAGGUUUUCCCCUCCGAUGAUGACCCUGGCACUGGAUUUCACCGCAAACCAACGCUUUGA
Messenger RNA from Sphenostylis stenocarpa, 429 nucleotides. The record is from the annotation of a GenBank genome assembly. NCBI's taxonomy places the organism in Eukaryota, Viridiplantae, Streptophyta, Magnoliopsida, Fabales, Fabaceae.